CGGCGCCAUCGCCGGCGCACAGGGCCCGGCUCCGCCCCCGCCGCCUCAGCGCUGCCGGCGCCGGCCCCGCUCGGCGGCCGCGCCCCGGAGCGUCCGCAGCGCUGCCUUUGCCCUGCCCUGCCCCGAGGAAUAGCUGAGAGGAGAAAAACCUGACAUUCCUGAAAAUGGCAGCUGAGACAUCCACAGAAGUUGCAAAAACAGCUAAACAAUCCGUCCUUAAGGAAGAGGUAAUCGUAGAAAGACAAUGGUUGAAGCUUGCAGAAACAACUUACACUGAUCCCUUUGGGAAACCCAGAACUUGGGAAACUGUGAAGCGUACUGGCAACAAAAAGGGAGUUACAGCUGAUGGUGUAGCAGUGAUAGCAGUGCUGCAGAGAACCCUGCACUACGACUGCAUUGUCCUGGUCAAACAGUUCAGGCCCCCAAUCAAUGGCUACUGCUUGGAAUUUCCUGCAGGCCUCAUUGAGGAAAACGAGUCAGCAGAAAGUGCUGCCCUUCGAGAGCUGAAGGAAGAGACUGGGUACAAGGGGGAAGUCAUUGAAUGUACUCCAGCUCUGUGCUUGGACCCAGGAAUGUCAAACAGCACAACGCACAUCGUGAGCGUCAUCAUUAAUGGAGACGAGGCUGAGAACACAAGGCCUAAGCAAAACCUUGGUGAGUCUUGUACCAGUUAUUUGAAAAUUUUGAGAAGAUAACCAAACAAUGGGUUU
Prinia subflava (tawny-flanked prinia) is the source of this 710-nucleotide messenger RNA. It is a transcript of the gene NUDT5, whose product is annotated as nudix hydrolase 5. The transcript is spliced from 7 exons. Gene Ontology annotation, biological process: nucleoside phosphate metabolic process; ribose phosphate metabolic process. Gene Ontology annotation, molecular function: ADP-ribose diphosphatase activity. The record is from RefSeq and is a predicted model, not a curated record. Bases 165 to 695 code for a protein of 176 amino acids. NCBI's taxonomy places the organism in Eukaryota, Metazoa, Chordata, Aves, Passeriformes, Cisticolidae. Gene Ontology annotation, cellular component: nucleus.